AUUGUGUCUGAAUAAUACCUCAACCAAAUAUCCAUCACUAUCUGAAUCAUCACCUUCUAGACAUCUGAAAACAUGCGAAAAAAAAUGUAAAUCAAAGAUAUGAUUUCAGUGAAAUAUAAAGGGAAUUGGAGCAGAACUCACUUACAAACUCAAAACAGAUUUGGGGAACUAUUUGAAUGAAAUGAUUAUACUUUUUCCUCUUCUUAUGUGGCUGUUCUAUCUUCUUCUCCUCUUUGUCUUCUACAUUCCGACGACCAUUUACUAAACCAGGAAUGUUAAAAACAUUAACUCUAAACAAUCAGUUACCAUCAGAUACAAGGUGUAAUCAAGAUCCUAAAGCGAAAAUUCUCAACUGUUGCAAAUACCAUUUACUCUCCACUACCAUAAUCAAUUAACCACUUUCUUUGUCAUAAAAAGAAGCUACAAACUACAAAAGAAAUACAUAGAGGAUAAAAAGAAGCUUACUUACGAAUUUGCGUUUGAGAAAGGGCUUUGUUUCUUGUUACGCUUCUCAACGAACUAAGGAUUCUUCUUAGAAAAGUUUCAUAUACGCUGUGACAGUUGACUUGGCGUUAUUGAGCCCGAACAUCGUUAAUGGUAGUAAAGAAAAAGAUUUUCUCUUCGUGAUCUGAUUUUAUUUGAGGAUAAAAAGAAGCUUACUUACGAAUUUGCGUUUGAGAAAGGGCUUUGUUUCUUGUUACGCUUCUCAACGAACUAAGGAUUCUUCUUAGAAAAGUUUCAUAUACGCUGUGACAGUUGACUUGGCGUUAUUGAGCCCGAACAUCGUUAAUGGUAGUAAAGAAAAAGAUUUUCUCUUCGUGAUCUGAUUUUAUUUGAGCAACUCUCGCUGAGAUUAGCUGCAGUCUUAAAUUCGAAAAAUAAAGAAUACAAUAUGGAAUUGUUACUUUUUACAAGUCUAAGUUGUUUGGCAAUGAAUUUUGUUUAGUUUUGAUAUUAUUGUUUUUAAAUAAAAAAAAUUAAAUUAUGAACCAAUCACAAUAUAACAAUUUUUCUCAAACAUCUUCUGUGAAUGAGCAGUUAAUAUAUAUGAGCACUUAAAAAGAAGUAACAUUGGGUUGUCUUGUCUAUUCAUGUUCAUGUUCUCACUCACGCGCCGCCGUCGAUUUAGUAACGUUCGGAAUAACAUAACACUAACGGUCACGACUUUCGAGGAAACUACUAUUAUUACUUUUUGCUAUUGGUUAUCAUUUGUUGUAGCGUUGACUUUUUAGUAGUUGAGGAGUUGAAUCAGAGAUGUCGCCUGACGGAGAACCGGUUACGGUGGAUCCGUCGACAGUUGUCACGGUGAAGAGGAAGACAACUAAGUCAUCUCGCAGUUGGAUAUCCAUAGACACCACGGGGCAAAGAACGGUGCUUGACGAAGACAAAUACGCGAUCAUGCACCGUGUUCAGAUCCAUGCUCGCGAUCUCCGGAUCCUAGACCCGAACCUUUCUUACCCGUCUGCUAUUCUUGGUCGAGAGAGAGCCAUUGUUCUCAACUUAGAGCAUAUCAAGGCCAUUAUCACUGCUCAAGAGGUUCUGAUUCGUGAUUCGUCAGAUGAAAAUCUUAUUCCUGUCUUGGAGGAGUUUCAGAGACGCUUGCCUGUGGUUCAAGGAGAUGCUGAAGCGGGUGAAGAAGAUGAAUCACCGUUUGAAUUUCGGGCGCUAGAGGUGGUUUUGGAAGCUAUUUGCAGCUUACUAGCUGCAAGGACAACAGAACUAGAGACUUCUGCUUAUCCUGCUUUGGAUGAACUAACCUCGAAGAUAAGUAGCCGUAACUUGGAAAGGGUUCGUAAACUGAAAAGUGCCAUGACACGAUUAACAGCUCGAGUCCAAAAGGUAAGGGAUGAGCUGGAACAAUUGUUGGAUGAUGACGAUGAUAUGGCUGAUAUCUAUCUUUCAAGGAAGCUUGCUGGUGUAUCUUCAUCGGUUAGUGUUUCUGAUGAACCUCUUUGGUAUCCUACGUCACCAACAAUAGGUUCCAAGAUUUCAAGAGCAAGUAGAAUGAGUUUAGUGUCGGUUCGUGGGGACGAUGAAAACGAUGUUGAAGAACUUGAAAUGUUGCUAGAGGCUUACUUCAUGCAAAUCGACAGCACUUUGAACAAAUUAACCGCGCUACGUGAGUAUAUUGAUGACACAGAGGAUUACAUUAACAUCCAGCUAGACAAUCAUCGAAAUCAACUCAUUCAGUUAGAGCUUAUGCUAAGCUCUGGAACUGUUUGCAUAUCAAUGUACUCUAUGAUCGCGGGAAUAUUUGGCAUGAACAUUCCAUACACAUGGAACGACGAACAUGGAUACGUUUUCAAAUGGGUGGUUAGCCUGACAGGGACAUUUUGCGCAGCCUUGUUUGUGAUUGUACUGUCGUACGCUCGGUACAAAGGGCUUGUGGGAUCUUGGUGGUCCAAGGAAAAUAAACAGGAUUGAUCGUAAGACUUUGAUUGUAAAUGCAUGCUGUGUAACUCUUCACUCUUUGAAAUAUACGAUGAACGAUUAGGCGGAUACAUGGUUUCAUUACACACUCUUACAUACGUUACAUUUGAUGAAUAGUGUUAUGUACAGUUUCAUAUAAUAUAAAACUUUAAGUGUCAAA
Brassica rapa (field mustard) is the source of this 2590-nucleotide messenger RNA. Its product is annotated as magnesium transporter MRS2-7. The record is from RefSeq and is a predicted model, not a curated record. Gene Ontology annotation, molecular function: magnesium ion transmembrane transporter activity. Gene Ontology annotation, biological process: magnesium ion transport. Lineage: Eukaryota; Viridiplantae; Streptophyta; Magnoliopsida; Brassicales; Brassicaceae.